AUGACUGCACGAUUAGGAGCCUCCCUGGCUCUGACACAGGCGCUCCAAGGCUUCUUCGUGCUGCCGCUCAGCUCCCUGAUAGGCUGUGCCCUCGUGAUUCGAGCCGUGGGCCAAGCAGUGCUCACCUUACUGUAUCUGGCAUCAGCUGCUGGACCAGUCCUUGCAAUGUCCUCGCUAGACUGUGUUUGCUGUGCAUGGACCAAGCUGUGCGCACUCUGGCUAAAGGCUCACAGACUGCGACAGUGUAGCUGCGGGACGGCUAUCGCAACCAGCUUGAUGGCUGAGGAUGCACCUGCUGAGGUAUGGUCCACAAGUGAUGCAGCCGAGGAUGCUUUCCCUGAAGAAACAGUGGACCCAAGAAAUCCUCGAGGCCCUCCGCCUCCUAUGCCGACGGCAGUGGCACGGCGACCUGCGGAAGGCGUACUGAUGGAUGAUGAGGGGGAGGCGUCGCGGUGGGAGAUCGAGCUCACGCCGGCUCUUCGCAUCUCACUGGCUGUGGGUGAGGCUUUGGCGGCUGCGGGCAGAGAACGAGAAGGCCUCAUUUUGACCCACCUCCCGUACUCCUGGAGAAACCUCACUAAUGUCACCGUGGAGGUACGACCCAUGGUUGGUUGGGAACAAGAUCAUCCAGGGGCACUCCUGUACAGCACGGGCGGCCCCGAGGAGGACGAGGAGGUGGCGGCUUCGACAGCUACGUCGGCGACCCCGGGUGAUGCCAGGCGACGUACUCCGACAUCCAGCACCAUGACCUUAUCGACCAGGAGGGGCAGGGCCGGCAACACCGAGACCGACAACACGGAUGCUGCACCGUCACCCAAGCAGAAGGCCAACAGCAAGCUGGGGUACUUGAGCCGGACGUCCGUUCGCACACCGAGGGUGGCGCACUCAACAGUGUUGCACUUCGUCACGUUGUUCGGGGCUGUCUACUUUCUCGCCCUGGCGAUUGUGACCGGUGGCUGCCUCGGUUUGGUCCUCCUCUUGAUCCAAGAGGACCACCAGAACCCGAUCUACAGAGCCGUCUGGGUCCCAAGUCCCAGAGAUGUGGCAAGCCUUCAGCCUGGGUUGGACCUCAUCACCAAUGGGGUCCUGGAGCCUCACUCUUUGCUCCAUCGACGAAUGCCGAGGCGAAGUCGAGCGGUGAUAGCCGUUACACUAGGCCUCCUUUACAUGAUCACCCCAGGGGUAGGAAACGAGCUUUCCAUAGAGCAGUUCGCCGUGCCAGUGCCAGAGAUGAUCAGACAACCUGGUACAAAGGCCGACGAAUGCAUCUCAGUGAACUUGGUCACCGUAGAAAUCCUUGUAUGGAUGAAACAGGAGGCUGCACAAGGGCGACCCAUUGAUAUUGCCUGUAUUCAGGAAACGGCCUGGAAGGAGGACUUCGAGUUCUGCACGGCCCAGUCGGACCCACAGGAAGCGCAGUGGUUUACCAUUCACUCGGGUGGCCCCAACAAGACUGGUAUUCUUUGCCUUGUCAGGUCCACUCUACUGCCAGCUGACCGCCUACGACAUGUGGUUGUAGCCCCGGGACGCCUGCUACACGUCCGCCUGCUCUUUGAGACUCCGUUAGACAUCCUUUGUAUCUACCAGGUCGCGUGGAAUCCCGGGAAGGCGACCCUCAACAGCACCAGCCGUGUGGAGGAGCUACUUAAGCAACGAGCCAAGCACUGGAACCUGAUAGAGCAGUGGCUUGCAAGGACUCCGCUACAACACAGUACGGUCUUGAUGGGGGACCUGAACACGCACUUCUUCGUCGAGCGGACUGCAGGGCUCUCAACACAUGGAGAGCGGACCCAGCUGGACUUUGUGAUCGUGAGAGCGUCUCAUGCAGACGCCGAGGCGCGAAAGGCCAUGCCAAGUUCGCCUCCCUUUGAGGAAUGCCCCAAGGCUGGCGAGAAUCGUUCCAAGCAGGGCUGGCAACAGCUAUGUGGUGAUAGCGGGCAGGCCCUGGCUGUCACACCGAUUCCCCAACCGCAGAAUCAGCUUAGCACGGCCUCGAUGGUUAUGCGACUUUGGGAACUCCGCGAGCUCAUCCAGACUGAGGUUGGCAGCGUGCGAGCAUGCUGCAAAAGCUCCAGCGGGAACUCCGGCGACAAGGUCGACUUAAGAAGAUUCGGCUGGAAACGGUUACAGCUGCGAACUCCGGAGGGGCACCUGCAGACGAUUGAGGCAGAAUUCCAGGACAUUGUAUCGUACUACACCCAAUUCUAUGGCGGGCCACCGCCCACCGUGCAGGACCGACUCCUCGAGCCGUUCAACAUCAGACUGGAAGAGGUCACGACUGCUCUGGGCCGACUCUCUCCGGGAAAGGCAAUGCCUUCAACCUCUGCACCUGCUGCUCUAUGGCAGGUGCUGAAGGAACGCCUCGCACCGUAUGUGACGGAUCAGCUUGCAAUGGUGCUGCGUCGGGGGCCCAUCUGCCUUCCACCAGCAUGGUGCCUCAGUGAAUUGAUUCUCCUCCCCAAACCGGGGAAAGCUAUGACAUCUGCCUCUCAGCUGCGCCCGAUAUGCCUUCUUUCUCCGAUUGCGAAGGUCACUGCCUCCAUCCUGGCUGCACGGUUGCAGCCCUAUGCAGCUCGCUUCCUAGAGUCGAUCCCACAAUUUGCCUACCUGGGUGGCCGAUCCCUGCAACAGGCUCUGGAUCGUGUAGUCUCGCAUUGUGCGGAGGUCAGAAGUCUGGUGGCUCAACAAGGACGAAACCCCUUCAUCUACCACCAAGGCCGCGAGACUCUUGCAGUGGCCGGAGGGAUACAACUAUCUCUUGACAUCAGUAAGGCCUAUGACUGUGUUCCAAGAGAAGACCUCCAAUGCAUGCUUCAGGACGCAGGGGUACCGAGUGAUCUCACCUCCUUGAUCAUGGCAAUCCAUCGGCAGGCCGUUUUGCGAGUGCAACACAGCACCCACAGCGCCGACUUGCUGCCCCUCCGUGUUGGACUGAGACAAGGUUGUGGUCUGUCGCCUCUGUUAUGGGCAAUGUUCUCAGGAUGGGUGCUCAAGCGCCUUGAUGGCGAGGGUCCAGGCAAGGUCAACAUAGCUGCGUCCAACACAACAUUUGCGGACGACCUUCACUUUGCAUGGCUCAUCAGGUCUGGCUCGGCUUUGGAACAGGCAUAUGCCAACAUCAAGGCAGUCCUGACCCACUUGGCAGCCCACCAGCUUCAAGUAAGUGUGGAUAAGACGGUGAUCCUCAUUGAUCUUAUAAAGGUAACAAGGCUGCUAUGCUCCUCCGGAAGCGGUCGCUCUACCUCUUCGGAUGCGCUUAUGGCAGGCGUGCGUACCACCGUGACUCAGCUCUUGGUGCAGCAGGCCAGGACGAUCGCCAAGUCCUACAGCAUGUUCACACGGGAAACCAAUGCUAGCUUCAUGGCCCGACUGCAGGUAGUACAUCCUGUGGAUGCCAUCGACAAGGCAUUGAAUGCCAGAGCUCAGUUUGAUGCGUGGCUGUGCCCAGCCCUUCAGCCCGGACAGGCACACCAACACUGGCUCAUCCCUGUCGAUGAAAUUGUUCAUGAGAUCUUUGAGUGCGAACAGUGUGGACAGCAAUUUGCUACUUCAGCAGCAUGCAAAAGGCACCAGUUUCUUACGCACAUGACUGACCUCGAGAAAAAGGACAGACAAGAGGUGAUCAAGGAGUCCUCGCAUAUUGCACCCAUGGAACAUUCCAGGGAUGGCCUACCAUGGUGUAGACACUGCUCCAAGAAAUUCAAUUAUUGGCCCAACUUCUACUACCAUGUAAACUCACGCAGCUGCGAGGGACUUCGUGCAUUUUAUCAGAGUGACAAUCCGGGCCUUGAACUUGCAUCUAUGAGCAGGGCACUCAUUGAGCGGUCUGAUGUGCUUGAGUUCGCUAAGCAGUGCACGUGGUUGGAUCUUGCAGGCCACCCGGCGAUCAGGCAGAACAUUCAACAUUGCCCAGAGUGUUUUCAUUGGGUAGCUACUCCACAAUACAUGAAGCGACACAUGAAAGCCAAACAUCCGGAGCUCGCUCAGCUGAUUGAUGAUUGCACUGACUUUGUGAAAGCCAGCAAUACCGGGGAAAACCCCUGCACUUUGGCAAGCAUGGCGGAGACCAACCUCGCUCAGAAGCAGAUCUCGGAGGCCACCAAGGAACUCAGGCUGAUCGAGUCACUUGCACCGGAGGGCGGACGAGUGGGAACUCCCAACUCCACCGAGGUUUCAGGGCAGGGAGAAGGACGACAGACCAUCGAAGUGGAGGCGCCAGACACCAAAGGGCAGGGAGGCCGCGGAAAAGGCCACAACCAGUUCGCGAAGGACGGGACCUCCGAACCCUCCUGGGGUCCGCCUUUCAGGCGACAACCGGAGGACAACAGGUCGGAGAACCAGCUCACGGAGCUCCAGAGCCUGAGAAACAGUGUGGACCUCUUGACCACACUGGUCUUGCGCCACGACAAUCAGCUGUCGAUCAACGCCAAGGACACCGCAUAUAUGAUUUUUGUCCGCACCGACACCCCAGGGAAUCUGGGGGCGAUCCUCUACGAGGCGGGCAAGGCGUGGAAUGCGAUAAAAUCGGCGACACCGGAAAAGCUGGAGGCACCGAUGCGCAUCAUCCUCAUGCAGAAGUUGCUCACCACGGUCCUGAACAGGUUCACACAACUUCUGGAACCGGGCUCGAAGCAGGACCAGGCCAAGCAGCUCGGGUGGAUGUCCGAGGAUGGGAAGCUCAUGAAUGCCAUGAAGUGCGACAUGUCCUCAACCCACUCCUCCCGGCGGGCGGUGAAUCGUUUUCAUGCCACGCGGGACAUGGCGGAGACCUAUGCCUCGCCCACCCUUUCCUUCAUGCUGGACGUGGGACUACGGACCAAGGAGGCCGGUCUGAUGUGGCAGCACAUGAACCUUCUUGCUCACUCCUCGGCACUCUCGCCUGCAACGGAGCCCCCUGGCCCACAAGGUUGCACAGAUGCAGACGAAAGGGCGCAGUCGUGGCGGACGAGGUGGGCACCAGGACGCAUAGAUCAGGUCUUGAACUCGCGCUUCAACAAUCGGGGAAAUCACUGCUACACGAAUGCCCUGCUCAAAGGCCUCCUGUUCCUGGAUGCUCGAGGGUGUCGUGGUAGUGUCAUUCCGGCACAACUUUGCAACAUCAUGGAGGGGUUUCUCGCUGAUGGCAGAGCUGUUACCGUAUGGGAUAACCCAUUUUGGCGGUCCAUGUUCAGGAAUUGGCAGGCUCCCGAUAGGCAGCAUGAUGUUGCUGAGUUGUUACUUGUCAUGGGUGAGCGAUGCCCUGCCCUACUCCAGAACAUUGGCAUUGCCUGGGAAGCCAGGGCACAGACCCUGGAGGGGUUUCAAGUCCUGGAAGCAGGAUGUUCCAUGCCGCUUGGGCUCAGCCCCUUAGCGGCCCUCACGAGUGGGGUUCAUGAUAGGACUUCUGUUCAGUGCCUUGUGGACUUCUGGUCACAACAAGAGGGGCUGCAAGCGGCAACGUUUUCACCGGGGGCUUUAGCUUUACAGAUCGGCCGUUUCAAAACUGACGAACAAGGUCGUAGAGUACACAAGUGGGGAUUCCAUGUGGUCCCAGGUCGCUCUCUUCGUUUCCCAGUGUUCAGUGGUGAUAUGGUGGUUCGCGGUGUGGAGUAUACGCCUUGUUCUAUUGUUAUACACUUGGGAAACACUCCAGACACGGGGCACUAUCAGGCAAUCUUGCUUGAUGAGCGCAGUGACAAGUUUUUGAUGGCCGAUGAUGGCCAACGUGCGAGGCCUUGCUCUGAAGCUGAGUUGAACAGUGUUUACACCAAUUCGUAUUUGUUCUUUUACAAACGAGCAGACGAGCCCGCGUGA
Molecule: messenger RNA, 5793 nt
Organism: Symbiodinium sp. CCMP2592
Lineage: Eukaryota; Dinophyceae; Suessiales; Symbiodiniaceae
Source: the annotation of a GenBank genome assembly